Messenger RNA from Daucus carota subsp. sativus, 832 nucleotides. Its product is annotated as probable LRR receptor-like serine/threonine-protein kinase At1g06840. Gene Ontology annotation, biological process: protein phosphorylation. Gene Ontology annotation, molecular function: protein kinase activity; ATP binding. NCBI's taxonomy places the organism in Eukaryota, Viridiplantae, Streptophyta, Magnoliopsida, Apiales, Apiaceae. The record is from RefSeq and is a predicted model, not a curated record.
AUGCAGAUGUUAGUUUAUGAGUUAAUGCCUAAUGGCACCCUGAGGGAUCACCUAUCUGGGAUGUCUUCAGAGUAUUUAAAUUUUGUUAUGAGAACAAGUAUUUUGUUGGGCUCAGCCAGGCAUACAGAAGCUGAUCCUACUAUAUUUCAUCGAGAUAUCAAGACCAGUAACAUUUUAUUGGACCAGAAACUGACUGCCAAGGUUGCUGACUUUGGACUAUCACGACUUGCUCCGGUCCCUGAUAAGGAAGGACUUCUGCCUGAAUAUGUAUCUACAGUUGUUAAGGGUACUCCGGGGUAUCUUGAUCCAGAGUAUAUGUUAAGUGAUAAGCUGACUGACAAAAGUGAUGUUUAUAGCCUUGGUGUUGUAAAUUUGGAGCUCUUGACAGGGACGCAACCUAUCUCAAAUGGCAAAAACAUUGUCCGUGAGCUCAACAAUGCAUAUCAAUCUGGGAUGAUAUUUUCGGUCAUUGAUAAACAAAUGGGGUCAUAUUCUUCUGAAUGUGUGGAAAAAUUUGUUUCUUUAGCCCUCAGUUGCUGCCAAGAAGAUACCUAUGCCCGGCCUUCGAUGGCAGAAGUGGUUCGGGAACUUGAAAAAAUAUGGUUCAUGAUCCCUGCGUCAGAUACCAGAACAACAGAUUUGACAAACUCUGAUCCUCGGAAUACUAUACUUGCACAAUCUUCAUCCUGUCAAACCGAAGAAGUCUCUGGGAGUGAACUUGUUAGUGGUGUGAUUCCCACAAUUACACCUAGAUGAUAUUGCUGCUUUCUUCUUCCUCCUCCCUUGGAUCAAACUUUGGUUCACUAAUUAUGUGCAGUGAUCUAUAGCAUUG